Messenger RNA from Staurois parvus, 420 nucleotides. The record is from the annotation of a GenBank genome assembly. NCBI's taxonomy places the organism in Eukaryota, Metazoa, Chordata, Amphibia, Anura, Ranidae.
GUUUCUUUGGUAAUUCAUAGUGCUCUAGGAAUCCUUUGCCAUGUCAUAAAUAUACACUAUAUUGCCAAAAGUAUUGGGACACCCCUCCAAAUAAUUGGAUUCAGGUGUUCCAAUCACCUCCAUAGCCACCAAGGCAUGCAGACUGCUUCUACAAACAUUUGUGAAAGAAUGGGUUACUCUCAGGAGCUCAGUGAAUUCAAGCGCACUGUCGUGACAGGUUGCCACCUGUGCAAUAAGUCCAUCCAUGAAAUUUCCUUGCUACUAAAUAUUCCACGGUCAACUGUUAGUGGUAUUAUAACAAAGUGGAAGUAAGUGGGAACAACAGCAACUCAGCCAUGAAGUAGCAGGCCACGUAUAAUGACAGAGCAGGGUCAGUGCAUGCUGAAGCGCACAGUGCGCAGACGUCUGCAGAGUCAAUAG